AAUGUGUGCAUUAACCCCUUUGUUUCCGGUGUGUGAGUGGCCCCUAGAUGCUCCCAUCGGCCACAAUCAGAUCAGCAAUGGCUUUGUUACCCUCGAUGAUUUCCAUCAUUUUACACUCCCUCAUCUGCCUCAGCUCGACCUCGACCUCGACCGCUCCCUGUUGUUCACCGGAGACACCACUGGCGACGACGACAACAACCCCGACGUUGUCAAGAAGCUUAAUCACAACGCCAGCGAACGUGACCGACGACGGAAAAUGAACACCUUAUACUCCACCCUUCGUUCACUGCUUCCACCAUCGGAGCAAUCGAAAAGGUUAAGCAUCCCGGCGACAGUUUCAGGGAUGCUGAAAUACAUACCGGAGUUACAAGCGCAAGUGGAGAAACUGAUUCAAAAGAAGGAACACAUUCUUUCAACCAUUUCCAGGCCAGAUGUCGAUCAUCAACAGCAAAGCAAAAGAAAAAUGUUGGAGGGAUUUAAAUCAGACUCGCCGUUCACAGUUUCUGUCAGUAAGGUCAGUGAAACGGAAAUCGCGAUUCAGAUUUCAACACUCGCGGCGGCGGCUCAGACUCCGCCGUUGUCGACUGUCUUGCUCGGUUUAGAAGACGACGGACUGUUCCUAAUGGACUCUUCUUGCUUCGAGUCAUUUGGUGGACGAAUCUUCUACAACUUGAACUUUCAGGUGGGAAGAACAUACAAUUUGGAAGCAAUGGUUUUGGUUUUGAACGACAAGCUUUUGUCCUUGUAUGGGAAAAGGGAACCUUGAUUGCAUUUUCUUAUUA
Messenger RNA from Hibiscus syriacus, 782 nucleotides. Its product is annotated as transcription factor bHLH100-like. The transcript has 3 exons. Gene Ontology annotation, cellular component: RNA polymerase II transcription regulator complex. Gene Ontology annotation, biological process: regulation of transcription by RNA polymerase II. Gene Ontology annotation, molecular function: protein dimerization activity; RNA polymerase II transcription regulatory region sequence-specific DNA binding; DNA-binding transcription factor activity, RNA polymerase II-specific. Bases 2 to 766 code for a protein of 254 amino acids. Lineage: Eukaryota; Viridiplantae; Streptophyta; Magnoliopsida; Malvales; Malvaceae. The record is from RefSeq and is a predicted model, not a curated record.